Molecule: messenger RNA, 1056 nt
Organism: Penicillium waksmanii
Lineage: Eukaryota; Fungi; Ascomycota; Eurotiomycetes; Eurotiales; Aspergillaceae
Product: zinc-dependent alcohol dehydrogenase family protein
Exons: 3
Coding region: 1-1056 (351 amino acids)
Molecular function (GO): oxidoreductase activity
Source: RefSeq, a predicted model, not a curated record
AUGUCAGUUCGGCAAUGGAUAACAUCUCUUCAAGGUAUCGACAGUCUCCGACAGAUAGAGGCCCCGAUGCCUUCUCUCGGAGCUGGUGAGGUGCUUGUGGAGAUCCGUGCCGUGUCUCUGAACUAUCGCGACGUGGAAGUCACCAAGGGCGAAUACAAACACCACAAGAGCGCCGACCAAGAUACCACCAUCGUUCCUUGUUCGGAUAUGUGCGGAGUAGUCAUACAGAUUGGCUCCGGUGUGAGCCAAUGGGCCGUGGGGGAUCGCGUUCUGUCUACAUUUUUGCCCGAGCAUCAGACUGGACAAGUUACUGAGAAGGAAUUGGCUGGCAGCAUCGGACUGCCGCUCAAUGGCGUCCUCUCAACCCACCGGGUCUUCCCCGCACACGGGUUGGUGAAAGCCCCGAGCUAUUUGUCUGAUGAGGAAGCUUGCACGCUGCCCAUUGCAGCUGUCACUGCUUGGAUGUCGAUCAAUGGAAUGAGACCCAUUGGCGAGAGUGGUGGCAAGAACGAGUAUAUUCUCCUCCAAGGCACAGGAGGAGUGGCCAUCUCCGGAUUGCAAAUCGCGAAGGCUGCCGGCGCUAAGGUGAUCAUCACUUCCUCAUCAGAUGCGAAACUCGAUCAGGCCAAGCAGCUCGGUGCCGACCACACCAUCAACUACCGCACGACGCCCGGUUGGGAAGCCGAGGUGAUGCAAUACACGAACAAUCACGGGGCAGAUAUCAUUCUAGAAACCGGUGGAGCGCAAACUCUGCGGAAAAGCUUUGACUGUAUUGCCUUUGGUGGACUAAUCGACUGCAUUGGCUACGUUUCUGGCAAGGUGGACGCAGAAGAUGACCGAUUGAACGUGAACAUCCUGGCUUUGCGGCGCACUGUGACCCUGAAGGGUAUCAUCAAUGGACCCAAAGACCGAUUUGAGGAGAUGAUCCGAUUCUACGAAGCGCAUCAAAUCCAUCCCAUUGUUAAUCAGGUCUUCCCCUUCGCCGAGGCCCAAAAGGCCUUCCAGUUCGUGGAGAGCGGCAGUCACUUCGGCAAGGUUGUGAUCAAGAUCCAAUAG